CAGCAGCUGGACCAACGGCGAAAACUUCAGUUGUGAUGCGGGUUGCAUAGGCUGCAGGGAUUUAUCCGGUCCGUCGGUCCGUCUCGUCCCCGGGAAAGUACGUCAGGUCUGUAGCACCAAGCACAGGGGCAAGCAGUGUUGGAAGUGUUGGUGGUGGCAAUGAGUGACAAAGUAUUAGCACGAUGAAUUCGAUCGCACCAUAGGCGUGGAAAGGUUAAAAUAAUUGCUGUGAAAAUGUGAUAUUAUUGCCGCAAACGAAUCGCCGGUUCGAAACGAAAGGUGUAAGGUUCGGUUCCAAGUGUGUUUUUGUGUGUCUGUGUGGUCAUUCCAAAUUUUGGUGUUUCCUCCCAGUACUCCAUCACGAUCCAGUGCACGGUCAUAACCUCGCAAUAGUUUAACAUCAUCGCUGUGAAUGAUUUUUGUUGCCGUCAUCCAAGCCCCGAGAACUGGACGGUUCUGUGAUGCUGUGAAGGGAGACGACACACACGCACGCAAUUUCCUGAAGUUUGCAAUUGCAAGUCCUCUUUCCGUUCCCUUCUCCACAUCGAUCGCUGUUUUUUCCGGUCCUUAUUUCCUCAAACGAGUAAAAAAAAGGUUGUGAAUCAAGUGCAACGAACGCGUGUCUCACGAAGCUCCUCAAAGCUGUCUUCUCUAUCUCCCCCGGUUUGUAAAUUCCGACACAAAUGUUUGCCACCUCCGUGACGCUCGCGAUUGCAAACGGACGACCGACGACGGCGACGACCACCAUGAUGGACCGGACAGAGUAUGUGCUAGGCCUGAACAAACAUCGCAAUCUGGGCCCAACCGGACUGGACAAGACCACGAUGGCAGCCCUGGCCACUAGCGGCAAGUUUAUGAUAUCGCACCUGCAGCCGCACGAUCAACUGCCGCACCUACCGAAGCCGGUCGAUCACUAUCCGCAGCAGUACGGUCACCAUCACCUGAACGAACCGGCGUACGACAGCACGUUCGCCAGUGCCCGAUACGGUCCGAAUUUGUUACGCUACGAUCCCGGAUCGAACCCGUCCUCGCAAACGGGUUACUACGCAGCCGACUACCAUCACUACCAUCACCACCCGGCGUACCAGCAGCAGCCGGCCCGGGCAGCGCACCGGUCCAGCAGCAGUGCAGUAGGUGCCGACCCGAUCACGGCCCGCUCGGUAAGCGAGCGGCUGAACAACUACGACUACCGCAGUGAACGUAACCGGGUCGCCCUGUACGGUGGUUACGGCACGGAGCCGGAACGUUCAUCAAGAGCCCCGAUCGGUGGUAUCCUCAAGAACAACAUUACGCCGAGUGGGAACUACCACCACCACGGCGCUGGCAGCCACAGACCCCAGCAGCAGCGGGCACUGAUUUACGACGACGCGCGGCAGCAUGAGCUGUGCAAUAACGUGCGCGACCAGUACCAGCGUACCAGCGUGCCCGGUGAGCCCAAGAACACCAACAGUGUCGUCGACCUGCAGCGCUACAACGUGAACUACAGCCUGAACUUUACGAAAAAUCAGUACAACAUACUGAUCUCCCCGCCGCUCCAUCCGGACCUGGGACCGCGGGUGGCCGUCCCACCGUACGAGGAGCAGCAGCCAGCAAGCAACCGGCCGCCGACGACACGCGCAAAGCAUCAGCUACCACACUACAAUCACCGGGAGCGUCCACCGGGCCCAGCAUCGAACGGUCAACCGAACAACAAGAAGUCAGCAGACGGUGGGAAGAAACCGCCGUCCAACACGGUGAACCGUCACGAACCUCGGGCGGGGCACGAACCGGGUGUGAUACUUUCCGAGAAGCAGCUGCUAGCCCAGCAGGAAGAGCUGGCGGGCAAGAUGCAGCGGGAAGAGAUCAUCAUCGAGCACAGCCAGCUGAUGGGUGGAGAUGGACCGGGUUCCGCAAUCUUACACCCCGGCGCCGAACGUCCCGGCCAGCUGCCGUACGAUCAUCGACGAGGUGCGGGAAGUACUUCCGGCUCGAAGGGACUCGGCGCGUUCAGUGUGCUGACGCAGGGACAUCACUUUACACAGAUAAUUGCAGCACUCGCCGUAUCGCUCGGCCCGCUUGCCGCCGGUCUUGGGAAAGGCUACUCCAGCCCGGCCAUUGACAAUCUGCAGGAGCUGCAAAAUGUGAAGCGCGGCAACUACACUCACUUCUCGGUGAACGAUCAGCAGGUCAGCUGGAUCGCCAGCCUCUCCCUGCUCGGCGCCCUGUUCGGCGGCAUGUUCGGUGGCUUGGCGAUGCAGUACGGGCGCAAGCGGGUUCUCACCCUGAUGUCACUCCCAUUUUCCAUCUCCUGGUUACUGACGAUGUUUGCCAAAUCGGUCGAAACGAUGUUCUUUACCGCGUUCGUCGGUGGAUUUUGCUGUGCGAUCGUUUCAACCGUGGCGCAGGUGUACGUGAGCGAGAUCGCUUCGCCGGACAUUCGGGGGUUCCUCAGCGCGAUCCAGAAGAUUGCCGGCCACUUCGGUAUGCUGAUCUCGUACCUGCUCGGGGCGUACCUGGACUGGCGCCAGCUGGCCAUGCUGAUCGCGAUGGCACCGAUAAUGCUCUUCAUAUCUGUGAUCUAUAUACCGGAAACGCCGAGCUUCCUAGUGUUAAGAGGGUGCGACGAGGAGGCACACCGCUCACUACAAUGGUUGCGAGGACCGCACAAAAACGUGGAGCUCGAGCUGGACACGAUCCGCUCGAACGUACGGACGACGCGCAUGAAUCUGCUGAAUCGACUCAGCUCUUCAGCACCAGCGACGGCGAACGGUACGGUGCCGGUAGAUGGCGCCAACGGCCUACCACUGGGAGGUGAUCGACGUCCCGGACUUCGCCAUUACAUCGAGAUGAUCUCGUUUUCGGUGAUCGUCGCUAACGUCAAGUCAGUCCUGCGCAACGCGCGUCUAGUCAAACCAAUCCUCAUCACGUGCGGAUUGAUGAUCUUCCAGCGUUUCACCGGUGCCAGUUCGUUCAACUUCUACGCCGUCACCAUCUUCCGCAAAACGUUCGCGGGGAUGAACCCACACGGUGCGGCCAUUGCAGUAGGCUUUGUGCAGCUGCUAGCCUCGAUGCUUUCCGGUUUGCUGAUCGAUACGGUCGGUCGUAUCCCGCUGCUAAUCGUCAGCAGUAUCUUCAUGUCACUAGCGCUAGCCGGGUUCGGCUCGUGCGUGUACUAUGGCGAAACGAGCAAGAUGCUUGUGGCCGAAGGAGGCGUCCUAUCCGACGUUAGCAUGGCGGCAGGCCAGAAUGACUGGAUACCGCUGCUGUGCGUGCUCGUGUUUACCGUGGCCUUUGCCCUAGGGAUAUCGCCUAUCUCCUGGCUACUGGUUGGAGAGCUCUUCCCGCUCGAGUACCGCGCAGUGGGCAGCUCGAUCGCCACCAGCUUCAGCUACUUCUGCGCCUUUCUCAGCGUGAAGACGUUCGUAGACUUCCAGAGCUUUCUCGGGCUGCACGGUACGUUCUGGCUGUACGCAUGCAUAUCCUGCGUGGGGCUGUUCUUCGUCAUCAUGGUCGUGCCGGAAACGAAGGGCCGCGACCUGGAGGAGAUGGACCCGCGCUACGUGCGAACGCUAACGAUCAAUCGAUGAGACAUGGGUACCCACGUAGAGUAUUUAGUAUAGUAUUUAAGGGACCGCUUCCUUUCCCGUCUGCGGCACGGCUUGUUGGAGAUCGCGAGCGCUUCUAAACUCCUGAAGUCUAUAAGGGAAGUCCCCGGCGUCAUCCUCUUGCUUGGCUUCAAGGUGUUAGUUUAGCGACUGCAGAACUGACCUCCCAGAGCCGCAGAUACGUCACGAAGUGUGAAGUACCGCUCGUUGGACAAGUAUUAGACAAACGUCAGAGAGUCCACCAGUGGAGGAUCGCUGUGGAAAGGAACCCCCAUUUUUAGCUCAGCCGCUUAGCCCUCGUCGGACGCGGUCCUUUGGUAGAGCAUUUAACUAGACUGUGCGUAGAAUGUCUUUGUGUUUGUGCUUUCCCUCAAUGCGCCCAAACUCUCCGCGGUAGUAUUCGAAUUGGAGAGAUGAAGGAGAAUUCAACGCAAAAUCGAGCAAUUGUUCCUAAUAGAGUUUCGUCGCUUGUUUGUGUUGGUGGCACUACCACGCUGGUGGGUUUACCUACCCUCCAGGUGGUUCUUACGUAGAAGGAGCUAGAAAAUCUAAGCAAAAAACGAUUUAAAUAGUAAAACUCGUCCAGUUGAAACGAAAUGUAAAACAGCAAAAAAAAACAAAAAUACGAAAGUGGAGGUCCUAAGGCUUCAACAAAAAAAAAAAGAAGGUCAAUUGUGGCCACGGUGUUCCCGCGUGCGGCAAGCCCGCGCGUCCUUAGAUGGUAGCAAACAGAGAGAGAGACAAUAAUUUAUAAAGUAGAGCGAAAAACAGAGUAUAAAAUGAACAAUUAUAGUAAACCGUUUAACAAAAUUGAGGACUGUGCCGGCCUGCACAGUCCGGCAGACUUAUAAAUAUAGAUAUAUAUACAGAUCUAUUAUACAUACUUAUAUACAUACAGAAUCAAAAACAAAACAAAACCAGACUGGCCAGUCGCGGGCUACGGUCGGCAGGAGAAGUAUUUUUAAAAAAAGGAAAACCAAGCAAAACGAACGCACCCCAGGAACGGAGGAACAAUAAUCUAUACCGUAGACAGUAACACAUAAUCGAACCUUGCUUGCAAACUAGACAACUUAGCCCCCUCUUAUGGAGCAGUGUUGGAAUGAAGAAAAAUGUGGGGUAAGAGUGCCAGUUCCGUUUCUUUCCCUGCUUCCUUGGGCAACAGAAAUGUUCGGGGAGGGGUACAGUUUGCAUUUGCCUAGCCUAGAUCCUAUAUAACGCAUGUUAGUGUACAUACCGAUCGAGGGAGAGCGUGCGGACUCUUACCCGGUGCGCUAGAGUUAAUGCCGGCCAAGCCGGGUGUGCAAGAUUUUAUAAAUCGACAUAUCUUCCAACAAACGUCAGUGUGACAGUUCACGAUAGUGGGUGAGCGAGUAUUGGCCACCAGCAACACGACACGAGGCUCAAAAGUGCGAUUUGUAAUGCAGAUUGCAUGCAUUUAGGCGGCUGUAUACAACCUCUGCCUAAAGGUAUACAAUCCGCAGAACAAAAUCGACUUUAUGGAGCAUUAUGAUUAGUCACUUAUUAGUACAGCGUGGAGACUUAAGUAAAGCUGUCACCCUACUGUCUAGUAUGUAAUCUGUUUUUGUAAGCGGCAAUCGAGUAGGGAUGAUUAAUUUAUUUUACGCGUUUCCUUCACCAAGUCAAUUGAAGACUCUCCUUUUAGUAUCGAAUACGUACACUGUUAUCACACUCUUACUACUACUCUUACUAACUACUAACUAGCAGAUCCCUCACGAUUACACCCUAUCUACCUGAUAUUGACAUUAACACACACACGUACACUCAGCCACACGUUGCGUAUCAGUUGUAGCGAUCAGUACAACUAAAAGUAUAUCAAUUUUCCACUAGUACAAAGCUGGUUAUAUCAGUAAUAGAUGAAGUUUAAAAUUGUACUGUUUUUAUUGCCCGCCCCAAACUUUCACGUUAAGCGUACUGACGCACUAUUAAUCUCCCAAGCGUAGACAAGAGAGAAAGAGAGAGAGAGAGAGAUCGACCAAAACGCAUUCGCACUCGACUCGAAAUUAUCUCGAAAAACUGUAUCGUACAAAAACAAACACAACAUCAACAAAAAAGUGAACCUUCCUUCUCUUUUACUCAACGCUCGUGUUAAGCCACAUUUUUGACUAGCCCCGUUGUUUCCUGGUUCUAUUGUUGCUUGCCCAAAGUACUACUACCUACUACUACUCUUGCAAACUACUUCUCCCUUUUUGCGCACAGGUUCGGAGCGGAGGUAGAAAGAGAGAGCAGUUUGAUCUUUCCACACAAGUUUAACACGCGCACACACUAACACAGAAACACGUUUUUAUAUAUUGACGACGACGUAAGCGACACGAGAACAGAGCGUACAUCGAUUCGAAGGAAAGAGGCUCACGACAUUGAGCGUACCGGAAUGCCAUGACAAUAAAGUAAAGCAGAGAAACAAAUCAAAAACCGAGUGUUCAGUCAACUAGGUACCAAAUGGGUAUCAAAUGCCUAGUGAAAGGGAGUUGAAAAAAAAAAAACAAACAAACAGAUGGUAUAACUAGCAAACUAAAGUAAAGCUUAGCUACUGAUGUAUCGCUCGUUUUUUGAUGUGAAAAAGCAAAAAUCUACAAGAGCCUCCCAAAUACGAGAAAACAUUGCGUUCUCAGUAGUAGGGUUUAGCCAAUCGUAAUAGCUUUCUUUCGCUAUAAGACCCAUUUCAAAUCCCUACAGCUCGAAAUGUCCCAUUUUAAACGUAUCGGAAUGAGCCACAAAAUAAGGAUAAAAAGCUGUAAACCGUUAUAACUGUAUUUACAAUUCGUGCUAAACGGCUCGAAGCAAACGAUAUCGAGUACACCAGGACAGUGUCAUAGCAUUUUUUGAGUAAACAAAAACAAUGGGCUUUGCUUACUUUCAUAAACAUCGCAAAAGCGUUUGCCGCUCAGCCAAAUCGGGAUAUGGGACCGAACAUUUAGAGAAAGGUGUUUUACGCUGUUUAUAUCAUUAAACCAACGCAACACAAGCAACAGUGGCCACGUGACUUAGGGAGGGUUUUUUUUCUUUUUCUUUAGAUCAAAAACAGAUUUACUCGUACUUACAGCAAUUAAGUACCGAAAACGACUGCUUAGGUACAAGUGGUUUUGAUGCAUGAGACCAACACCUGACCGCUUCUUCAUCAAUUUCGUGUAAUCAGCUUAGGGUGUACCUUUGUGUGUUGGCAAGGGGCAAUCGUACUGUGCAAAAGAGAUAGAGAGAAGAGAAAUACCGCAAUAACAUUAUGUGUACAUUGUUUUUGUCUUAAGUUGGUUUACAAACUGUAACGCAAAUAGUAUCGAAAUGAAUUUCAUUUUUUUACAACUAAACAUAUCAUUCGUUUUCUUUAUUUUGUUACUCUUAUUUACUUUUGUAACCUUAAAUUUAAUAUUGUUUUCUUAUUAUUUUACUUGUUAUUUUGUUACUUUUACAGCGUAGUGGUGCUUGCUUUGGUGGUGCUUGCUCAAAUAAAGGAAAGAAAAAACCGUAUUCCUCUUAAAAGAAAGAAAUUCUCCGCUGCAAAAUGGUAAAAAUAUGUGCAAAAUUCUAAAGCGUUAAUAUAAAAAACAAACAAACCCCAAACACCGUGUUAUUUCCUAACAAUUCGUGACCGAUUCUACUACAAUAAAAAGCGUGUUGUAAUAGAAACAUUUUCUUCUUAGCAUAGUACGUCGACAAUAUGAUAGAGCGAAUUAGAUCAAUUUUUUCUACAACGACACAAAACAAAUACCAAAUUGAAAACAAAAACAUAUUUGCUGUGCGAGUAGGAUGGAAUACGUAAAACGAAAUAAAAUAUAGAGGAAGAAAACAAAAAAAACGUAAGCAACACGCCAACCACAUAUACAAACAUAUAUGAAAGACAACAACAACAAAAGAACAACAACAUUUCGCAACAUACAACCACAAAACAACGUCAAUAAAUGAAAGGAAAAGGAAGAGGGAAAAACAUACUGAAACUCCAAGAAAAGUAGCUUUAAAUGUGACAAUAAAAAAAUGAUAGUUGUUUAUUACUUAGUAUCGCAUGAGUAAAAGAGUAAAACUAAGGCCAACUAGAAAAGCCUAACCUACCUUGCAACCACACUUAUAUUCAUGAUAUAAAAGGAAAGAAUGAAAAAAAAAACCAAUCAAGAGAAACGUAAAGGAAAAAAAAAACAAAGUUAGCUAAACGAAGAGAGAUAAAUUAUUACUAAAAACUAAAAAUCAAACUUAUUACCAUAGGUAAAUUUAUGAACAAAAGUAAAAUGAGACAAUACAAUGCACUAGGCAAACAAGAUAAGAGGGAGAAGAGAUAAAAGUAGAAAAAAGACGAACAUAAAUCUAAAAUCAAUUGCUAGCGAGGAAGAAGCAGCACACACUAUUGGUAGUAAAAAAAAAGAAUGCCGAUUGGUGUUUUUUGUUGCGAUUUUGCCAACAGUGGUUAAAACGAUGUGAUCUGUUGUGUCGAUGGUUGAUUCUCUUCAUUCAGUCUGAAACAGUUAAAUAAGUUUUAUGGUUCUUUCCAUGUUGUCUGUUACCGCGAUCUCGUAUACGGUGUGAUCGUGCUUUAAACUUUACAUUUUGCCAAGCAUAGCCAACAAUAAUCUGCUCUGCUCGUCGAAGGUAAGGGGCACCAGUUUACUGUUAUGUCAAUGCUACCGAAACCCCAGAUUAAGCAACGCUUUAAAGCUCUAUUUAAUUGCUCUUCUAAAGAGACUUCUAAACAAACAGGCAAACCAGAAUAGCUAAAUAUAAAAUAAAGAAAACACAGUGUUCAACUAAAGAAGAGAAGAAAAAAAUCAAACAAUUUAUCUGCGGCAAGAAACCACAAAGAGAGAGAGCGAGAGAAAUAAAUAAAGAAAACGGAUUUAUCAUACACCGUAAAAUGCGGAAGCAAGAAAGGAAAGCUUAUAGCGUUAAUAAAUAUAAAAAAGGUAAAUAAAAUAAAACAAAUUUAACAUUUCACUCGAACUCAAAUAUCAAAAGUAAAGAAACGAAAAGUAAAAAACAAAAGAAGAAAAAAUCGCCCCCAAAGCGUAUCUAUGAAUGAAUGAAAACGGAAGAUGAACUUUUUUGCUAAAAACGAGUUGAAUUGUAUGUCCCUUUUAUUGAUUUUAUUGAAAGUUUAAUCGAAGAAGAGGAAAAAAGCAAGAGGAAUAAAACACGAACAAAUCGACACUAGAAACAAGUGAGGCUAGACUGUAAACAGUACACCAAAACAAAACAAAA
Molecule: messenger RNA, 8783 nt
Organism: Anopheles merus
Lineage: Eukaryota; Metazoa; Arthropoda; Insecta; Diptera; Culicidae
Exons: 7
Coding region: 684-3566 (960 amino acids)
Biological process (GO): carbohydrate transport; transmembrane transport
Cellular component (GO): membrane
Molecular function (GO): sugar transmembrane transporter activity
Source: RefSeq, a predicted model, not a curated record